AUGCUUUCCGUUCCGGUAAACCUGCCAAAGUGGUUGGAGGAAAACUCUCAUUUACUAAAGCCGCCUGUCAACAACUACUGUGUAUACAAUGAGGGAUUCACAGUCAUGAUUGUCGGCGGCCCCAAUGCCCGCACCGACUACCACAUCAACGAGACGCCAGAAUGGUUCUACCAGCACAAGGGCGCCAUGAUGCUCAAGGUCGUCGACGACGGGGAGUUCAGGGACAUCAUCAUCCGCGAGGGCGACAUGUUCCUGCUCCCCGGCAACACGCCGCACAACCCCGUCCGCUUCGCCGACACGGUGGGCGUGGUGCUGGAGCAGCGGCGCCCCGCCGCCAGCCUCGACCGCAUGCGCUGGUACUGCGCCGAGGAAGGGUGCCGCCGCGUCGUCCACGAGGCCGCCUUUCACUGCACCGAUCUCGGCACCCAGAUCAAGGCCGCCAUUGAGACCUUCAUGGCUUCCGAGGACAAUCGCAAGUGCAAGAACUGCGGCGCCAUUGCCAAUUCGGUGCCCAAGCCUGGCUCCAUCAAGGAUCCCAACUUGGAGUAA
Pestalotiopsis fici W106-1 is the source of this 549-nucleotide messenger RNA. Its product is annotated as 3-hydroxyanthranilate 3,4-dioxygenase. NCBI's taxonomy places the organism in Eukaryota, Fungi, Ascomycota, Sordariomycetes, Amphisphaeriales, Sporocadaceae. Gene Ontology annotation, biological process: quinolinate metabolic process; 'de novo' NAD+ biosynthetic process from L-tryptophan. Gene Ontology annotation, molecular function: iron ion binding; 3-hydroxyanthranilate 3,4-dioxygenase activity. Gene Ontology annotation, cellular component: cytoplasm. The transcript has 3 exons. The coding region runs from base 1 to 549 and encodes 182 amino acids. The record is from RefSeq and is a predicted model, not a curated record.